This is a messenger RNA of Stylonychia lemnae, 1200 nucleotides long. Lineage: Eukaryota; Ciliophora; Spirotrichea; Sporadotrichida; Oxytrichidae. The record is from the annotation of a GenBank genome assembly.
AUGAUCGAUCCCUUUUAAAAGAAGACCACAGCAUAAAAUAAAUUACCACCCAGGUAAUCUAACUUAUCUAAUAAUGGACUGCAAAUAAUGUCAGGAGGUAGUUCAGUAGGUGGAACUUCUGCUGGAGGAAGUGUCAUUAAUAUGAAUAGUUUUUCUAGAUAAAAUAGCAGCAAUCAAUAGCCUCGAGAAAAUUCAUAAUCAAGGUAGAGCAAACCUUAAAUGGGCGUUGAAAAGGAUUAAAUUACUAAGAUGUUUGAAGAAUAGAAUCAGAACAAUGAAAAUGCUUUCUUAGAUAUUGAAAAUAAGAGAAUUUAGUACAUAAAGAAACUAUCAUUAGCCCAGAGAUUAGGUUUGGUUGAAAAGCCACCUCUUCCAUUAUCUUAAGUUGAGUGGAAAAAUAUUGAAAAAGUUUCAUUGCAAAGAUUCAAUGAGAAGGAACCCUGUCCAAUCUGCUAUGAGGAACUUAGCUAUCAAGACUAGAAUAUAUUAAGUUGUUCUCACGUAUUUCACAAGAAAUGUUUGGAAAGUUUUGAGAAAUUUAUGAAGAUUAAAGGUCAUGAAAAGGCUUGCCCUAUUUGCAGAAAGAAGGAUUAUGACAAAAAAACCUAUGUUGAAGGGUAAAAGAGAUAUUUAACUAAAUGUAUUGUGAGAAUUCAAUGUCAUGGCAGAGGAUUUUUAGCGAGGAAUACUUUCUUUGACAAUCUUAAGGCAAGAGCAUAUCAACCUAUAACGUAGACCUUAAGAAAGAAAUUUAUUGGCUAUAAAUUAAGUAGAAUAGGAAAGAAAUAGAGAGAUCAAAUGGACAAAGAGAGAUUAGCAGUAAUCGAAAUGGUUUAAAAGGUUGAUAAGAGCAUCAAGGAUACAGAAUAGCUCUUAGAAAGUUUCAUUCCUAAUAUGGCGAGAUACUUUUAGCAAAAAAGGGAAAAAGAAUUGUAAUCAAGAGGUGGACGAAAAUUAGAAGAGUAAAAACUAAAUAAAUUCUGGCAAUAAGCAUUAGCCAAGGCUACAUCCAGAGGAGACAAAGAUUGCCCUAUAUGCUACAAUCCAUAUAAAACUGCUAGCGAGGUCUAUUUGCUAAAUUGCACUCAUAUGUAUCACAAAUGCUGUUUGGAGUCAUUCGAAAAUUUCGAUAUCGCCUAGAAUUCAUGUUGUCCAAUGUGUAGAUAACCUAAUUAUGAAAAGAUAAGUGUUAAGUCGUGA